Messenger RNA from Hemiscyllium ocellatum (epaulette shark), 3125 nucleotides. Its product is annotated as adhesion G protein-coupled receptor E3-like. Gene Ontology annotation, molecular function: G protein-coupled receptor activity. The coding region runs from base 101 to 2074 and encodes 657 amino acids. The transcript is spliced from 17 exons. Gene Ontology annotation, cellular component: membrane. The record is from RefSeq and is a predicted model, not a curated record. Gene Ontology annotation, biological process: cell surface receptor signaling pathway; adenylate cyclase-activating G protein-coupled receptor signaling pathway. Lineage: Eukaryota; Metazoa; Chordata; Chondrichthyes; Orectolobiformes; Hemiscylliidae.
GUGAAUAAAUAUACAGCAUUGCAGUCUCUCGGAGAAAGUGGAACACAUGCAAACAAAUCACAAGCUGAGACAUUGAAAAGGACAAAAGCACUUCAGCAGAAUGUGUUGGGCUAACUUUCUGGUGUUUGUUUGGAUCCAGUAUGCUGUACGCUCUGCAAGCAGUGAUCUGGAUGAAAAUAUGAUGGAUUAUCAAGCCUCAUCUGGUUCUGGAGACAGUUCCUCUGAUCUGGAUGAAAAUAUGAUGGAUUAUCAAGCCUUAUCUGGUUCUGGUGACAGUUCCUCUGACGAUGCAGAUUUGGCUUCCACGUGCGGUCUUCAUGCACAAUAUUUCCGAGCAAACGGAAGUCACUACUGUAUGUGUGAGGAAGGGUAUGUCUCGACUUCAGGAGAGCUCAUCUUUCAAAGUUCGACAGAGUGCAGAAGUAAUGUUUCAAAAGUCUUAGAGGAAACUAGAAACCUGAGUACGUUUAUUCUUCAACUGCACCAACAAGAUUUGCAGAAGUUAUCUGUAAUGGAAAUUACUAAUCUCACAGAGAGAACCAUCAGCAAGCUGCAUUGGGAGAGCUUGGAGGCUGACAGCAAACACAGUCUAGCCUCGAAGCUGCUGCAGACUAUGUCCAGUUCAAUGAUGGCUGCUGCCUUGAGCAAACCUGAUGGGACAUUGACAGCAUCAACCAAAUCUUUGGGUCUCAAGAUACAUAUUCACCGUGGAGACAUUUCAGCAAAUGAAAAGCUGAUGUUAAAUGUGAGGGGCAACACCAUGGAACUUGACUGGAGAGCAGCAAUUGGACAAAAUAAUUCAGGCGUCGCUGCUGUUGGUUUCUUUGCCUACAGUAACUUGGACUCCAUUCUGGAUGGGGAUUUUGUGGAUGAAGAAGAUGGGAAAAGGGAAAAGCUAGGUGGGAGCUUCCAACUGAACUCUGAUGUGGUGACAGUGACCACGGCAAAUGGGCAGGAAACCGAAUUGAGCGAGCCCAUCAACUUCACCUUGAGACACAACCAGGAAAUAACAUCGGAAAGAAUUCCAGUUUGUGUCCAUUGGGGAAAUUCGAAGGCAGUAAGCUUCUGGUCUACAAGAGGCUGUAGGUUGCUCAGUUUCUCUGGAAACCACACAGCCUGUGGAUGUUUGCGCCUGGCCAGCUUUGCAGUUCUGAUGGCUCCUGCUAAAAUGGAGGAUGAAUUCGUGCAGGAUGAAUUUAUCCUUCACCUGAUCACACUUGUUGGAGUCAGCCUGUCGCUCGUCUGUCUCGCAGUUUCCAUUGUCACGUUUGGUUUGAGCCGUUCGAUUCAGAGCGAGACCAGGAUCAUUCAUCUGAACCUGUCCAUGAGUCUCUUCCUGGCACAGUUACUGUUCGUGACGGGGAUCUCCAGAACAGGUAACAAGAUGGUGUGCGCUAUAAUAGCAGGGAGCUUGCAUUACCUCUUCCUGGCGGCAUUUGCCUGGAUGUUUUUGGAAGGACUGCACCUUAUUCUCAUGAUGAGAGAUCUGCGGAAGGUGAAAAUCUCUCGAAAAACAGUUAUCAAGAGCAUACAUCUGUACGUGAUCGGUUACGUGCUACCUGCUGUUGUUCUUGGGAUUUCAGUAGCCAUCAAUCGCAACGGUUUUGGAACGUCACAAUACUGUUGGCUACAAUUAGAGAAGGGAUUUAUCUGGAGUUUCCUGGGACCUGUUUGUUUCAUCAUUAUAGUUAAUACCAUCCUUCUCAUUUCUAUACUGCUGAUACUGCAGAAACAACUCUCUGGUCUUAACACUGAAGUGUCGAAGAUUAAAAACAAACGGACAAUGACAUUUAAAGUCUUUGCACAGGUGUUUGUUCUGGGAUGUGCCUGGAUCCUUGGCUUGUUUCAUUUUGGGAAAGGAACUCUGGUGAUGGCCUAUUUAUUCACCAUCGUCAACAGUUUCCAGGGCACCUUCAUCUUCAUCAUUCUCUGUGUUUUGAAUAAACAGGUGAGGAAAGAAUACCUUCAGUGCUUCAGUGGAGUGAGGAAGACAAGUUUAUGGUCGGAAACAGCGAGUGCAGGUGUGGUGACAGCAACACAGAGAGAGAUGAGCACUGUGGAAUCAAAAGUGUAAGGGCCUGAUCCAAUCUGGAGUAUCACAAUACGCGAUUGUGCAGAUAACACAGCUCUAAUUUCCUGUGAUUGCACCGAUAAGGGGGAACUUGUCAAUUAUUUCAGCAGAUAUCUACAUGAGCAGACAUCGCUUUCACAGGGUAUGUGUCAAGGCCCAAUGCAACAUGGCUGUAGAAGUGGUUGGAAGGGGGGGAGGGGGGGUUGGCAGAAACAAUAACCGCACUGUCAGUCUUUUUCAGGGAAGCAGAGAAAGGCUUUCAUUCAGCACACUGAGCCUCCUCCAUCGCUCAUGAACUGAUCUGUAUCUUAACUCCUUCCACCGAACAUGUAACCUUUUGCACUGUUGGCCAGUAAAAAAACAUGUUGCUGUCACAUUUAGAGUACUGAAUUGAAUUGGCACGUUACUUUCUGUGGGGGAGGGUUUCACAUUUUCCAUUGCCUCUUUUUGAGAAAUCGUGUGGUUUCUAAUAUUUCUAAUACUCUUCUAAAUGAGCAUCCUCUAUUUUUAAACCUCUGACCCUUUGUCUGAGGCUCCCCUCCACCAGCUACCUCUCCACUAGCCCAUGAAAUCGUCUCAGAAAUCUAAAAUCUCAGUUAAAUCACACCUAUCGGGUAUCGGGGAGGUGAUGGCCUAAUGAUACUCAUAGAAUCAUCGAAUCCCUACAGUGUGGAAACAGACCAUUUUGGUCCAACAAGUCAACACCAACUCUCCAAAGAGUAACCCACCCAGACCCAUUCCCCUGUUACUCCACAUUUACCCCUGACUAAUGCACCUGACCUACACAUCCCUGAACACUAUUAGCAAUUUAGCACAGCCAAUUCACCUAACCUGCACGUCUUUCACUAUUAAUCCAGGAAACUCAGUUAGUGUUCCAGUAACCCGGGUUCAAAUCCCUCAUGGCAGCCAGUGGAAUUUAAAUUUUAUAACAAGAAGAACUAAGAAUCUACUGAUGACGAUGAAACCGUUGUCAAUUCUCAGAAAAACCCACCUGAUCCAUUAAUGCCCCUUCAGGGAGGGAAAUCAGCCAUCCUUACCCAGUUUGAGACAAAAA